ACACUAUGAUCAAACCAAACAAUCUCAACAUCACCUCCUCACAUUGCUCCAACUUCUUUUCCCCUAGCCUCUACCUUCUGCAAGACAUGCAAGUUUUGGAGAUUCUCAUUGCUGUUCUUGCGUUCAUAAUUAUUCAUUCUCUCAGGCAAAAGAAGCAUCACGGCCUACCCAUUUGGCCUGUCCUUGGAAUGCUUCCUUCUUUGGUCACAGGACUCAGAACCAACAUGUAUGAAUGGAUCACAGAAGUGCUUAACAGACGAAACGGGACGUUCAGAUUCAAAGGGCCUUGGUUUAGCAACCUCAACUGCAUUGUCACUUCUGAUCCUCGCAAUUUGGAGCAUCUUCUCAAAACCAAGUUCCCUGCAUUCCCUAAAGGAGGGUACUUCAGGAACACAGUUAGAGACCUACUUGGAGAUGGUAUAUUCAAUGCAGAUGAAGAGACAUGGCAAAGGCAAAGGAAAACAGCAAGCAUUGAGUUUCAUUCAACAAAGUUUAGGCAAUUAACAACAGAAUCGUUAUUUGAUCUUGUUCACUCAAGGCUCUUGCCUGUGUUAGAGGCAUCGGUUAAGAAAUCUGUUGCCAUAGACCUCCAAGACAUUCUAUUAAGGCUAACUUUUGAUAAUGUGUGCAUGAUAGCCUUUGGUGUUGAUCCAGGUUGCUUGCGUUUGGGAUUGCCUGAGAUACCAUUUGCCAAAGCCUUUGAGGAUGCAACAGAAGCCACAGUGCUUCGCUUUGUUACCCCCACAUGUGUAUGGAAGCUCAUGAGGUUUCUCAACUUGGGGGUGGAAAGAAAGCUCAAGAAAUCAAUAAAAGGAGUUGAUGAAUUUGCUGAGAAUGUCAUUAGGACUAGAAAGAAAGAGCUCUCUUUGCAAUGUGAGGACACCAAGCUGAGAUCAGACUUGUUAACCGUGUUUAUGAGGCUCGAGGAUGAGAAUGGAAAACCGUAUUCAGAUAAGUUUUUGAGGGAUAUAUGUGUGAACUUCAUAUUAGCGGGGAGAGACACUUCUUCUGUUGCUUUGAGUUGGUUUUUCUGGUUGCUUCAUCAGAAUCCUCAAGUGGAGGAGAAUAUACUAGCAGAGAUAUGCAGGGUGGUGAGUCAAAGGAAAGACAUGAAGCGGGAAGAACUUGAAAGUUCUUUGACAUUUAGGCCCGAGGAAAUAAAAAAGAUGGAUUAUUUGCAUGCUGCCCUCUCAGAAGCUCUGAGAUUGUACCCUUCUGUGCCUGUGGAUCAUAAGGAGGUAGUUGAAGAUGAUAUUUUCCCAGAUGGAACUGUGCUAAAGAAAGGGACAAAAGUGGUAUAUGCAAUUUAUGCAAUGGGAAGGAUGGAAGCUAUAUGGGGCAAGGACUGCAAGGAGUUUAGGCCAGGGAGAUGGUUAAGAGAUGGAAGGUUCAUGAGUGAGUCCGCAUACAAAUUCACUGCUUUCAAUGGUGGACCUCGCCUAUGCUUAGGCAAAGAUUUUGCAUACUACCAGAUGAAAUAUGCUGCAGCCAGCAUCAUAUACCGCUACCAUGUGAAAGUGGCGGAGAAACACCCUGUGGUGCCAAAGCUUGCCUUAACUAUGUACAUGAAGCAUGGAAUGAAAGUUAACCUUUACCGGAGGGAUGCUUCAGAAAUUCAAAAACACUGGGAAGAUUUGUUAAAAUGA
Molecule: messenger RNA, 1646 nt
Organism: Abrus precatorius (Indian licorice)
Lineage: Eukaryota; Viridiplantae; Streptophyta; Magnoliopsida; Fabales; Fabaceae
Product: cytochrome P450 86B1-like
Exons: 2
Coding region: 6-1646 (546 amino acids)
Molecular function (GO): iron ion binding; heme binding; monooxygenase activity
Source: RefSeq, a predicted model, not a curated record